AGGCGGCGCGCUGCCAGCCUCGGCCUCGGCCUCGGCCUGCGCGGCGGCGGCAGCGGCGGCGGCGGCGGCGGCGGCGGCCUGGGCCCGGGUGCGGCGGUGGCGGUGGCCGUGGUGGCAGCGGGGCCUGGAGCCGGACCUAAGAUGGCAGCGGCGGCAGCGACGGCGGUGGGGCCGGGUGCGGGGAGCGCUGGGGUGGCGGGCCCGGGCGGCGCGGGGCCCUGCGCUACAGUGUCUGUGUUCCCGGGCGCCCGCCUCCUCACUAUCGGCGACGCGAACGGCGAGAUCCAGCGGCACGCGGAGCAGCAGGCGCUGCGCCUUGAGGUGCGCGCCGGACCAGACGCGGCGGGCAUCGCCCUCUACAGCCAUGAAGAUGUGUGUGUUUUCAAGUGCUCGGUGUCCCGAGAGACAGAGUGCAGUCGUGUGGGCAGACAGUCCUUCAUCAUCACCCUGGGCUGCAACAGCGUCCUCAUCCAGUUUGCCACACCCCACGAUUUCUGUUCUUUCUACAACAUCCUGAAAACCUGUCGGGGCCACACACUGGAGCGCUCUGUGUUCAGUGAGCGGACAGAGGAAUCCUCAGCUGUGCAGUACUUCCAGAUGAGAAAUCUGAGGCUCAGAGAGGUUAAGUGACUUUGCUCCAAGUCACACAGCUCUUAUGCAACAGAGCCACGAUGGGAAAGCCAGGUCUGCCUGAUGCCCAAGCCUGUGGCCCUGCCAGGUGCCACGCUGCCUCCUGAUCGCCUGUUGUCUUACAGAGAGACACCGCACAUCACCUGCCUGGCGCUCUGAGCUCUAGGGUUUUGUUCCAUCCAUUCCUCUUCUUCUUUGGGGCCCUAAGAUGAGACAUUUGGCCCCCAGAUGUUAGAAUCCCACCCAUGACAACGUCUGUGAUUUCUUGGGUGGCCUCCAAGUUCAGGUGACAUCUAGCUUUGUCCUUCAGCCCUGCUCCCACUUCUGGAGCAGCUGGCUCUUGUCAGUUGGGUACAGGCUGGCAGAGGGUACAUGACCUCCCAAGGGAGGUUUACGCUGUCAGGCCCUCCCUCCAUCUUAGGGCAGCCAGGGCUGUGGCAGUCCGUCAUGCCACGUGUCGCGUGCUAUUGGUGUGUGUCUGUUCCAGUUCUAUGGCUACCUAUCCCAGCAGCAGAACAUGAUGCAGGACUAUGUGCGGACAGGCACCUACCAGCGUGCGAUCCUGCAGAACCACACGGACUUCAAGGACAAGAUCGUUCUAGAUGUGGGCUGUGGCUCUGGGAUCCUGUCAUUUUUUGCUGCUCAAGCAGGAGCCAGGAAAAUUUAUGCAGUGGAAGCCAGCACCAUGGCUCAGCAUGCAGAGGUCCUGGUGAAGAGUAACAAUCUGACAGACCGCAUCGUGGUCAUCCCUGGCAAAGUAGAGGAGGUCUCAUUGCCUGAGCAAGUGGACAUUAUCAUCUCAGAGCCCAUGGGCUACAUGCUCUUCAAUGAACGAAUGCUCGAGAGCUACCUCCAUGCCAAAAAGUACCUGAAGCCUAGUGGAAACAUGUUCCCCACCAUUGGUGAUGUCCACCUCGCACCCUUCACUGAUGAACAGCUCUACAUGGAGCAGUUCACCAAAGCCAACUUCUGGUACCAGCCAUCCUUCCAUGGAGUGGACCUGUCGGCCCUCAGAGGCGCCGCUGUGGAUGAGUACUUCCGGCAACCUGUGGUGGACACAUUUGACAUCCGGAUCCUGAUGGCCAAAUCUGUCAAGUACACAGUGAACUUCUUAGAAGCCAAAGAAGGCGAUUUGCACAGGAUAGAAAUCCCAUUCAAAUUCCACAUGCUGCAUUCAGGGCUAGUCCAUGGCUUGGCCUUCUGGUUCGAUGUUGCUUUCAUUGGCUCCAUAAUGACCGUGUGGCUAUCCACAGCCCCAACAGAGCCCCUGACCCACUGGUACCAGGUCCGGUGCCUCUUCCAGUCACCGUUGUUUGCCAAGGCCGGGGACACGCUCUCAGGGACAUGUCUGCUUAUUGCCAACAAAAGACAGAGCUAUGACAUCAGUAUUGUGGCACAGGUGGACCAGACAGGCUCCAAGUCCAGUAACCUGCUGGAUCUAAAGAACCCCUUCUUCAGGUACACAGGUACAACCCCAUCACCCCCACCUGGCUCACACUACACGUCUCCCUCGGAGAAUAUGUGGAACACAGGAAGCACCUAUAAUCUCAGCAGCGGGGUGGCUGUGGCUGGAAUGCCUACUGCCUACGACCUGAGCAGUGUUAUUGCCGGCGGCUCCAGUGUGGGUCACAACAACCUGAUUCCCUUAGCUAACACAGGGAUUGUCAAUCACACCCACUCCCGGAUGGGCUCCAUAAUGAGCACGGGCAUUGUCCAAGGCUCCUCAGGUGCCCAGGGAGGCGGCGGUAGCUCCAGUGCCCACUAUGCAGUCAACAACCAGUUCACCAUGGGUGGCCCUGCCAUCUCUAUGGCCUCGCCCAUGUCCAUCCCGACCAACACCAUGCACUAUGGGAGUUAGGUGCCUCCAGCCGCGACAGCACUGCGCACUGACAGCACCAGGAAACCAAAUCAAGUCCAGGCCCGGCACAGCCAGUGGCUGUUCCCCCUUGUUCUGGAGAAGUGUGAACACCCGGUCACAGCCCUCUUUGCUAUGGGAACUUGGACAAUUUUGUACACGAUGUCGCCGCUGCCCUCAAGUACCCCCAGCCCAACCUUUGGUCCCGAGCGCGUGUUGCUGCCAUACUUUACAUGAGAUCCUGUUGGGGCAGCCCUCAUCCUGUUCUGUACUCUCCACUCUGACCUGGCUUUGACAUCUGCUGGAAGAGGCAAGUCCUCCCCCAACCCCCACAGCUGCACCUGACCAGGCAGGAGGAGGCCAGCAGCUGCCACCACAGACCUGGCAGCACCCACCCCACAACCCGUCCUUGCACCUCCCCUCACCUGGGGUGGCAGCACAGCCAGCUGGACCUCUCCUUCAACUACCAGGCCACAUGGUCACCAUGGGCGUGACAUGCUGCUUUUUUUAAUUUUAUUUUUUUACGAAAAGAACCAGUGUCAACCCACAGACCCUCUGAGAAACCCGGCUGGCCGGGCCAAGCCAGCAGCCCCUGUUCCUAGGCCCAGAGGUUCUAGGUGAGGGGUGGCCCUGUCAAGCCUUCAGAGUGGGCACAGCCCCCUCCCACCAAAGGGUUCACCUCAAACUUGAAUGUACAAACCACCCAGCUGUCCAAAGGCCUAGUCCCUACUUUCUGCUACUGUCCUGUCCUGAGCCCUGAAGGCCCCCCUCCAUCAAAAGCUUGAACAGGCAGCCCAGAGUGUGUCACCCUGGGCUACUGGGGCAGACAAGAAACCUCAAAGAUCUGUCACACACACACAAGGAAGGCGUCCUCUCCUGAUAGCUAACAUAGGCCUGUGUGUUGCGUUCACAUUCAUGUUCUACUUAAUCCUCUCAAGACAGCAACCCUGGGAAGGAGCCUCGCAGGGACCUCCCCAGACAAGAAGAAAAGCAAAGAAGGAAGGGUGAUUAAUAAGCACAGGCAGUUUCCCCUAUUCCCUUACCCUAGAGUCCCCACCUCAAUGGCCACAGCCUGCCACAGGAACCCCUUGGCAAAGGCUGGAGCUGCUCUGUGCCACCCUCCUGACCUGUCAGGGAAUCAGAGGGCCCUCAGGCAGCUGGGAACCAGGCUCUCUCCUGUCCAUCAGUAAUACUCCUUGCUCGGCUGCCCCUCCCCCACCUUUAUAUAAAUUCUCUGGAUCACCUUUGCAUAGAAAAUAAAAGUGUUUGCUUUGUAAGAAAA
This is a messenger RNA of Mus musculus (house mouse), 3767 nucleotides long. RefSeq names its product coactivator-associated arginine methyltransferase 1 (gene Carm1). Gene Ontology annotation, molecular function: protein-arginine N-methyltransferase activity; protein-arginine omega-N asymmetric methyltransferase activity. The coding region runs from base 1148 to 2488 and encodes 446 amino acids. Gene Ontology annotation, cellular component: cytoplasm; nucleus; chromosome. Lineage: Eukaryota; Metazoa; Chordata; Mammalia; Rodentia; Muridae. The transcript is spliced from 16 exons. The record is from RefSeq and is marked validated.